AUGGCUACUGCUCUUAUUAUCGAACAAUUAAAAGAAACAUUCAAAUCGGGUGAUCGUGAUAGUGUUCAAACACUUAUUCUUCAACAAUUUCAAUUGUCUAAAUAUCCUUUCAUUUAUUUACUUGAUUUAAUUGAUCAAACGCAUGAAUAUUCAUCUUAUAAUGGAACAUUAUCCAAUUUUAUUUUACAUACAUUUAGUCGUUGGCAAGAUGAAUUUUAUAAAGUUUAUCAAACAUUAUUUGAUUCUCAUACACAAAAUCGAAUUUUUUUUUUAUUAGUACAAGCUCCUGUCACAUCAUUGGAUAUAAUUAUUAAAAUAUUUCAUAUUGAAAAUGAUUACAUUGUUCAUUGUAUUAAAAGUCAACUAUUAUGUCAAGAUAUAAAAUAUAACAAUCAUAAUAUAAAAAAUGCUGUUAAAAUCAUUUCUCAUUUAAAAAUUCAAAAUUAUUUUACAGUUAGAGAAAUAAUAUUACCAUUAAUUAUUAAUAAUCGAGAUCAUUUAAUUGAACUUUAUUUAUCAGAAGAUAAAGAACAACAAAAAUUAUUUUUUCAAACACUCGAUCAUUUAUGUUAUCACAAGGGAAAUAUGAAAGAUAUUCUAAUGAAUGAUUAUCAUAUACCAUCGAAUAUUGUUGCUCUGUUAAAUAAACGUCAAAUAGUUAAAUUAGCUGUUCGGUAUCUAAAUAUUUAUGCAAUUGACAAUGUUGAUCAAUAUCCAAAUUUAUCUAUAUUACAACGAAAACGAACAUUAGGCUAUUUAAUUAAUGUUAAAUAUAGUCAAGAUAAAACGAUGAGUGAAGAUUGUUGGAAUGAACUCGUACAAGAAAUUGUUGAAAAUAAUAUUGCAUUAUCAGAUUGUUUAAUCGAAAUGUUAUGUGAUCGUGAUGAUUUAAAUGCUGUAAAAUAUUGGAUGAUUAAAUUGGAACGAUCACAACAGUCUCUAUCACAUUGGGUUCAAAAAUAUCUUUAUACAAAACCACAAAAUACAGUAGAACAAACGUCAUCAAAUUCUACUUUAACUAUCGAUUAUUAUAAAUUAUCAAUACCAAUAAAUAAAAUAUAUUUUGUUGAUAAUACAGAAAAUUAUAAUCGUUUAUUAGAUAAACUUUGGUCAUCAAAUGAUCUUAUUAUUGGUUUUGAUUGUGAAUGGAAACCUAUGUUUAAUAAUAGUCGAACAUCAAAACAACGAAUAUCUAUUAUGCAAUUAGCAUUUCAAGAUGAAAUUUAUCUAUUAGAUUUAUUGAAUUAUUUUCAUACAUGUAACGAAACACAAUUAAUGGAAAAAUUAGCAAAUCGAUUAUUUGAUGAUGAAAAUGUUACACUCGUAUGUUAUAGUUUUCAAUCGGAUGCUCGUAUGUUAAUCGCAUCCUAUCCAAUUUUUGAAAAGGCAUUAGUAUCAAGCAGUACAUUAUUGGAUAUGAGUAUUGUUCAAAAUGAUCUUUUAAGAGAAAAUUCAUCGAUAUUUCCAUAUUUAUCUAAUAAUAAUAAUAAUAAUAGUAAUAAUACAAAAGAAAAAGGUUUAAGUGAAUUAAUUAAAUUAAUAUUUGGUCAACCGGUAUACAAAGGAGAACAAUGUUCAAAUUGGGAACAACGACCAUUAAGAUUGGCACAAAUAUUGUAUGCAAGUAUUGAUGCUGCUUGUUUACUUGACGCCUAUAAUUUUUUUGUUAAACAAUCGCUAUCGCCAGAUUUUUUACGUUCAUAUCGUGGUCGAAAACCAAAGCGACUACAAGCAAAUAUUACUCGACAAAUCGAUGAAAACUACACUAAUAAUCAAAUAUUACAGACAGAACCGAGACAGGAAAAUUUAUCUAUUAAUCAAAACGAUACUGUAUCCUCUUUACGACCGAGUCAAGUCAAAUUUGUUGCGGAUAAUAUGCUACAUGGACUUGGAAGAGAAUUACGAGUGUGUGGUUGCGAUUGUAUUAUAUUGGACGAUGAUGCUGCCCACACCGAUGCUAUAAAAUAUGCAAAAGCCGAUAAUCGAAUUAUACUCUCACGUGGUGGUCCAUACAAUUUACUUCGCUCAAAUACUGUCGAAGGUCGUUGCUAUUGUCCACCUGAUUUAUCAGCAAAAAAACAGUGUGAAAACGUUAUAAACCAUUUUAAUAUUAAAGUAUUACCCGAGGACAUUUUUAGUCGAUGUACUAUUUGUAAUGGUGAUGAAUUUGAUAUUGUUGAUGGAAAAGAAAUACGAGCGCUUUUCUAUAAACAUUAUAAUUAUAAACCAGAAGAUACAGAUGAACCUGAGUUAUUAAAUUAUUCUAGUCAAAUUAUUGAUAUGAAUCAAAUGAAACUAAUAAAAACUGGUGUAACAUUGAUACUAACUGGUUUAACAUCAAGAAAUCUUCCUUCUUAUUCGGAAUAUUAUAUAUGUAUUAAAUGUGGUAGGGUAUAUUGGCAGGGAACCCAUUGGCGACGCCGACGACUUAAACACAUAGAAAUAUUACAUGAUAAUGAGGAUGAUGAUAUGAUUCAGUUUGUGGAUGAUAGCAAAGAAGAAUACUUUGAUGCAAUGGAAAAUACUCAAACAUAG
Molecule: messenger RNA, 2535 nt
Organism: Didymodactylos carnosus
Lineage: Eukaryota; Metazoa; Rotifera; Eurotatoria; Philodinida; Philodinidae
Source: the annotation of a GenBank genome assembly